AUGACUUCUAAUAACGAAAUCUUUGCAAACGGUUAUCCCUUUUACAUCACCCCAGAUCCAUCGUCUGCGCAGAGGGCCGAUGAUCAACCCACUAAUUGGUCAGUAGACUCAGCAUUGGAUCUGGUAGAUUCGAGACCGGGUGUAAUUGAUCUCGAUGGUAUUAUGACACGCUGUAUACCAGACGAUUCCUUCGCCCAGCAUCUGGACCUCGGUUGGAUUGUCGAUGAUUUAACUGAGAUAGAGCAACUCGCAGACGCAGCUUCAAACCGAAUCUCUUCAUUGAACCACGCUCAACUAUUGAAGGUCAAGUCCCAGCUUGAAGAUGUCCAGAAAAAGGUGGAUAUGCGACUUCAAGAGACAUUCCCACCGAUCCAUAAACUACAACCCACGCCCAUGGCUUCAGUUGACCCUACACCUGCUGCCUUGGAUGGAUUUUGCUGUCCUAUAUGCGGGAUAAAUGUGAAGUCCAAGAAACUCUCUACCUUCGAACGACAUCUCACCUCAGAGCAUAGUGUUAAAAGGUGGGAAUAUCGUUGUCCUGAGCCCAAUUGCACUGCGACUGCACCAGAACAUGGUGAAAUGAAAAAUCAUCUGCGCAAUGUACACGAGCAAAGUCCUAUCUCGCAUCAGGUAGUGGAUUACGGAGUCCAAUUCGCAUGCCCACCCUUUUGCAAUAUAUGCUCCCAGGCCACUCCCAGAUGGGUCGACUUUUGGAAGCAUGCGAAGAACCACUAUUGGAUGCCGCUUACAAAAAACCAUUUUUCGGAUGAAGAUAAAACGGUAUCCACGACUCGCUCCGGAGUACAAUAUGGACAGAAGCGCAAACAUGAAGAUGAAAAUACCCACACUUUACGUGAAGAGAAACAUUCCAGGAUGGACACAGCAAAUGCUAUAUUGUUACAUGGUGUUGAUACGGCGCUGGAUCAACCCUUCACUCCCAGUGAAACAAGACCACAUGACCCCAUGGUGCACCAACCAAAACAAUUGUCGCUGUCUCAAGGCUCUGUAUCCUCGGUUGAACACUCAAUUGCAACAAAUAUCACAGCCCCCGAGUCCGAAGAAGACUCAAUAGAUGCAGGUCUAGCUGAGACAAAGAAUAUGGACCACAUCUUGGACGCAGCUCGUUAUUUCAGUGAACUGGACGAGCUAGAACUUCAAACCGCUCAGAUGAUGGAUAUGAAAAAUGGCCCAUCUAUCAAGCUUGAAUCGCUGCAUGACUGUAUUGAGUGCCUUGAGAAUUGGCAAGCCGCGCUUGGAUACCUACAGUCUGAAGGAUUUUGUGGAACAUCCAUCAGCAUUUUGAUCGAAGACCAAGACCGGGAUGGCGUUGCCAGUGCUGUCCAUAUAUCACUGAGCCAUGUUAGCGCUUUGUUUCGGACCAUACUACUACCGUCCAACGAGGACGCAUCGAAAGGCCUGAUAGAGAACUGGAUGCAAACUUUGCUCAAUGUUGAUGAGAACGCCCUCUCCGAUUUUGAUUCGGUGCAAAUGCUUAGGUUCCUGUGUACAAUUCUAUCAACUGGGAUUGUUUCAUUCUCUGGGUCACACGUGUGUCGGUUUGAUAUUAAUCUAUGGGAUAAAGAGAUGGAAGAGAUCCCCAUCGGCUUUGAAGGAUAUGUAUUCAAGCCACGAAAGCUGGCUUGCUUGGAAGACUUUAUCGGUGGUCCUGCAUGGGUUCUAGGGAAAGCCUCGGUUCCAUCUGAGGCACUGAAGAUGUCGCUUACUGUCCAGGAUCUUCAAGAACUAUGGGGACCAGUCUCGCUGGUGCAAGAAAUCCCAGAGUACCUGUUCAAUGAGAUGCCCUACGAGGCAAUUCUCGUUUCCAGUACAUCGAGGAUAUUAAUCGGCACAAGCACUGACGUUGGGGCUGGGCUGGUUAUCAACGGAAAGUGCAAGUCGUCAAUCUCGCUUAUUGGACAACAGAUCGCCUCUCGGCUCCAGUAUCCCGGAACAAGCAGAUCAAGAUACGUAAGCGAUGGGUACGAUGUUCAGCUCGUCGGCGGGCAAUACGUUACAGCCGGACUCAUGAAGAAGUAUAAGCGGAUCCCAAAGCGCACACUCAAAGCAAUGCUCAUUGCAGACUCCACAAAGCCUGACACAAGGCUCGUGCCACUUCUAAAUCUCCGCGUUGGAUUGGAAGUAAGUGCAUGUACCGGAAAUGCCCAGCGUGUCACACUCUGGGACGCUCUCCGCUUCUCGCAAACAACAACCCACUCCACAGAUGACACAAUUUAUUGUGCCCACAAGGUCGGCGACAAGGAUUGUAUCAGUUUAUGCUGGAGCCGCUGGCAGUCAUUGGACGAGAUAGAUUCUCUGGACCAUAUGCCCGGGCAAAACAAGCUUCUCACCGGGGCCGAAGCCCGCCGUGUGAUCAUAAACUCGAUUCUCGCUCUCGAGCACUCGGGUGUCGACAGCGCAGGGAACCUUCAAGUAUCCUGGCCCUUUAACAAUAGCCCCCUCAAUCUUUCUGUAUCGCCAUCUACACCGAAAGAGUCGCAUAACUGGCUUCGGGUCGUCAAGGAUACGCGGGACACGUCGAGCUUUGCGGUCUUCAGCCAAAGGUGUCUGGAGUUCCCCGAGAAAGGAAUCAUGCGGUCGUGCUCUGCGCCAUGCAAGGAAGGGCAUUCCAAGCCACUACAAACUACUCUCUUGACGCGUAUUCUGACAACUACCGAACAAGGGUCGGUGUCUGGACUGCUGGUGGGGACCAAAUUUCUAGUAGGAGAAGCACAUUUGACGGUCACGAAGGCAGUACAGGACCAGUUGGCUAUUAUUGCUGCUGUCAGCAUGAAUCCUUUGAGUCCUCUGCGCUAUCGACUCCGCGAGAUUUUGCCAGAUGGACGAGCCUUCGACUUUAAAGAGCACAUCUGGCCUGAUAUCACAGGAGGCCUCUCAGUUCCGGUGUUCGUCUGCUGA
This is a messenger RNA of Penicillium hordei, 2916 nucleotides long. RefSeq lists its product as uncharacterized. Bases 1 to 2916 code for a protein of 971 amino acids. The transcript is spliced from 2 exons. The record is from RefSeq and is a predicted model, not a curated record. NCBI's taxonomy places the organism in Eukaryota, Fungi, Ascomycota, Eurotiomycetes, Eurotiales, Aspergillaceae.